Messenger RNA from Monodelphis domestica (gray short-tailed opossum), 3841 nucleotides. RefSeq names its product fibromodulin (gene FMOD). The record is from RefSeq and is a predicted model, not a curated record. NCBI's taxonomy places the organism in Eukaryota, Metazoa, Chordata, Mammalia, Didelphimorphia, Didelphidae. Gene Ontology annotation, molecular function: protein binding.
CCUCAUAAGUGACUAUACAAACAACUUCUGGGACAACCACUAACUCAUUCAGCAGAGAGAGACCCGGGGCUGCCAACACUUUGAGGGAAGAUAAGUGAGUGGAAAGACCAAGGGGAAAGAGGGUGGGUUUAUAGCAGCCAGUCGACAGAAGGAUUUUUGCACAUUUGUCUGCAAACUCUCUCAAAGUCAAACCCUUAGCAGGUUCCUUUGGGAGCCAGGAUAGAGCUCCCCAGCCCCCAACUUCACAAUAUUUGAUUGGGAAUUUGGGGGCGGGACCCCUGGCUGGCACACACACGCUCACACAUUUGCCAGUCCACAGGAGACUAGACAGAGAAACGUGGUCGCUUUCUAAGAGACGACUCUUUGGGCACCAGAGACAAAAUGCAGUGGGUGUCCCUACUGCUUCUGGCUGGGCUUUGCUCCAUCUCCUGGGCCCAGUAUGAAGAAGACACCCAUUGGUGGUUUCACUAUCUCCGAAGCCAGCAGUCAACAUAUUAUGAUCCCUAUGACCCCUAUGAGCCUUAUGAGCCCUAUCCCUAUGGAGUGGAAGAAGGUCCUGCCUACGCCUAUGGCAACCCUCCUCCCCCAGAACCCCGCGAUUGCCCCCAAGAAUGUGACUGCCCUCCAACUUUCCCCACUGCUAUGUAUUGUGACAACCGAAACCUCAAGUACCUGCCUUUUGUCCCUUCUCGAAUGAAGUAUGUCUAUUUCCAGAACAACCAGAUUUCAGCAAUUCAGGAGGCGGUCUUCGACAAUGCCACUGGACUCCUCUGGAUCGCUCUCCACGGCAACCAGAUCACCAGUGAUAAGGUGGGCAAAAGGGUCUUCUCCAAGCUGAAGCACCUAGAGAGGCUGUACCUGGACCACAACAACCUGACCCGGAUGCCUGGCCCCCUUCCCCGAUCCCUGAGAGAGCUCCAUCUAGACCACAACCAAAUCUCCCGCGUCCCCAACAACGCUCUGGAGGGGCUAGAGAACUUGACCGCUCUGUACCUUCAGCACAAUGAGAUCCAAGAAGUGGGGACUGCCAUGAGGGGCCUCCGAUCUCUGAUCAUGCUGGAUCUGAGCUAUAACCACCUCCGGAGGCUCCCAGACGGACUGCCCGCAGCCCUCGAACAGCUCUACCUCGAGCACAACAAUGUCUACACGGUCCCAGACAGUUAUUUCCGGGGGUCACCCAAGUUGCUGUAUGUGCGACUGUCUCACAACAGUCUUACCAACAACGGACUGUCCACCAACACCUUCAAUGCCAGCAGCAUCCUUGAACUGGACCUCUCCUACAACCAGCUGCAGAAGAUACCACCUGUCAACACCAACCUGGAGAAUCUUUAUCUUCAAGGCAAUCGGAUCAAUGAGUUCUCCAUCAGUAGCUUCUGCACUGUGGUUGACGUCAUGAACUUCUCCAAGCUUCAGGUGCUGAGACUGGACGGGAAUGAGAUCCAGCGCAGCGCCGUCCCCGUGGACGCUCCCCUCUGCCUUCGCCUGGCCAGCCUCAUUGAGAUCUGAUCGGGCUCCUUCGCUGGGCCCCGAGGGGAGGGGAAGUGGCCCGGGGGGGGGGGGGGGGAGGGGGGGGAAGGUUCUGAUCCAAGAUGGCAGUGGUUGCUUACUGCCCCCUUGUGUCUGGCUUGAUGGUUCCGUUUGGCUUUUGCUGGAAGAUCUGGGACUGAGACCUUGAGGGUCAUCUCUGGCCAGCAGCAUAAACAGAGGCAUCCCUCACUAGCAAUCAGCCUCUGUGAUAUAAGACCAGUCGCACCUGUCCAGUGCUGGCUGGCCGGUCCCCCUCGUCACCCCCACACGGUGUGUGUCCCGCGGAUUCCCAAUUCAUUCUGUCCCAGUUAGAUGGGGGGGGGGGGGGGGAGGGAGGGCAUGGGACACAGGCUUGGAGCCUACGCUUGGUGAUCUCCAGAGGAAGCCACACUUUGAGAGGGCCGGAAGGCGGUGGAAGAGCCCGACGACGCCAUCCUCAGUGAUUCCUAGAAAUCGCAGCCCCAACACUUACACCCUUUCAAAGCUAAACUCAGGGGUCUGUGAUCAUGGAAACGAAUCUCUUAGACUGGGUAAAUGUUAGCUAAUCCUUCCUGUUAGAUGCAAACGACCCCAGCGCAACAGCUGGGCUCUCAGCCUUCUCAGGAAGUAGAAAGCAUUGAUUCCAAAGUUUCUACAGGCACCAAUCCAAGAUAACUAACAUUCCCCACCUGGCUCCCUUCCGGUCCCCUUUCAGUGAGCCACCUUUGGCAUCGCCUCUGGCUCUUGGCCAUCAUUCUGGGAUCCCUACCUAGGACACACUUCAGAACAUACUUUUUGUCUAGCACCUUUCUCUGAGCUCCCCACAGUCCCCAAAGCUCUCCCCAUAGAAUCCUCCCCAUGGUUGAGAUUCUCUGUUCUGAGGCAGACAAGAGCAGUUGCUCUAUGGUCCAUAGGGAAACUCACCCAUUUUCAGAAGGGGUAAGAAAUAACAAUAGUCUUAUAAUUCUUUCCAUCUCUACCCCUUGGAAAAUAUCACACUGGACACCACUAAUACCUAAAUGUGCCACCCCUCAAGUUUCACCCAAUGGUUUGGCAUCCAAGUGCUUUAUUGAGGGAAAGGUAUCUAGCUUAGCCAUACACUAACCCUUUUCAAAACUGGACAGUGAUUAUCAGAGAGGACCAAUUUUCACCUAAAAUCAGGGCCCAUGCAGUGGGUAGGGAUUGUUUAGCUCCUCAGACAAAAUGAGAAAGCAGCCAACCAAUCCUCUAACCUCACAGAUCUCAUGGAUUCUAUCCAUUCCUCUGUUUCCAUAGUCUUUUUUUUCUGUAGUUAGCCCAAUAGUGGUAAAAAACAAAACAAAACAAAUUCACACUGAAGGAUCUCCAGGAAGGACUGUGGAAGGAGCUUUGAAGAAUUGGUUCCCCUAAGCAUAAGGCAUAAAAAGGCUUGCCCCCUGCUUUGAAUGUUUUAAGGGCUGAAGGUAAAUAGAAAACUCAGCAGACCACCUUGGGUAUGUUCACAGGCUCAGAGGUCUGGGGAUUUAGAUUAGACUGAAACCCUGCUGCUUCUCAGAUCCCCUCCAGAGAUCCAAAGAAGAGACUAAAUCAUCUUCUCUUUGCUGUCCAUCUAUAAGGCUUCCUGAAAAAAAGAAGGGGAAUUCGUACUAUUUGGUUCAUCUUAGGUCUUGGGAGAAAUGUGCUAGAUCUGUCUGGAACUGCUCAUUAGGGCUCAUUGUGCCCAAGCCAGCUUGCCAAAUCUUGUCUGAGCUUGGCAUCUCUGGGCCGUCCUCAUUCAUUAUUGAAGAUGCCUGGCUUGGGGUACAGAAUGGAGUUAGCAAUUUCUUUCCAUUCCAGGAAGAGUAUGCUUGUCCAGCUCUUUACCACCCCCUUCGCCCUCCUUCCACUUUUAUAAGAUGUUUCUUUUCUCCUUAGAUCACCCCAUGAUGCCAUUGGUUCUCUUUUGAAAAUGAGGGAUGAACAGACAAUGGCACAAUAUUUGGAGUGAGGUUCCCUGAGCUCCCUAUUGCCACGUUGCAGCUGAUGAAACCUAGUCUUAGAUCUAUUUCCCACACAGUCCUGUUCAACCCCACCUCAUGACCAAUACCAUCACCAUAUAUGAUGUCUGCUUUCAAGUUUCCCUUUUAAAAUAAGAGGGAUCCUUGGAUUAUAUUCUUGGCCUCAGGCCCUGAAUCCUGCAAAAGCCAAACAAGCUGCUCAUUUUGGUCAGGGUGCUUCUGAGUGAGGGGCAAGUGCUGUCCCCUGCCCUGGGGCUCCCCAGAAACCAACUGCAUGUAAAUUCCAUGGCAUCCAUAUAAAGGACAUUGUACUAUUGGCAAAGCAUGAGUGAUCAAUAAAACCCUUUUAUGAUUGCAAA